Molecule: messenger RNA, 8003 nt
Organism: Anarrhichthys ocellatus (wolf-eel)
Lineage: Eukaryota; Metazoa; Chordata; Actinopteri; Perciformes; Anarhichadidae
Product: breast carcinoma-amplified sequence 3-like
Exons: 6
Coding region: 3115-4044 (309 amino acids)
Biological process (GO): autophagy; response to starvation
Cellular component (GO): cytoplasm
Source: RefSeq, a predicted model, not a curated record
CUCAUUACCCCCCAAAGACGUGAAUGUUUUUCAAUUCAAUGCAUUUUUGAAUAAUUUUACAUCAAUUUGAAAGCUGUGAACUUUUCCAUAUUCUCCAAAUCCAAAAAGUAGAUUCAGAAAAUAUUUUUGUUUGAAAAAAACAAACAAAACUGACUAACGGUUCACUAAUAAUUGUUCAAAAGGAGCAUGACUUGAUCAUACUACUACUAAUAGCCUCUAGCCUAGACCCUGAGUUCCCACAUCCAGACCUCCAGGCACACCUGCACCAGCUGAUGCUCAUGCACUGAUUCAACAGUAAGAGCUGGUGAGGUGCAUCAGGUGUGUUCACAACAUAACACAAGGGAUAUGUUGCUUACUACUAUUCUUGUGUAAUUGAUUUUCUUUCCGCUGCCAGUACAUUGAUGACGAUGACAGCAGUGUGAACAGUAGACGGGCUACUGCCAAAAGACUCGCAUUUUAUGGGUUCACUGUGUUUAGCAAAUUAACAUUUAUAAUAAAGGCAUCGUAUUCAAACAACUUCUUGUUCUGAUUCAUUUACUUUUUUAAAAACUAGUAGAUGAUUUCUUCUUAUCGUCAAUAUUAUGUAUGCUUUCUACUUGAAGGGCAUUCGAUCUAGUUAACUAAUUCAUUUCCCAUUCAGUGAGAUUCACUGUACACCAUUGUACCAGUGCUUACAGUGAUCACUUUAAGCCAACCUUUGGCUGGCUAGUUGUGCCGGACAUUAUUUUUUGAUGCUAUAUUGUACAGGAAACAAAUCAUAUCACGUUAGUUCUCAUUCCCCGUCUCAUCCCGCGUGUCGGCUCUUCCAGAUGCUUUCUGCGUAAUCUUUUUUAUUUAUACGGCUUAGACACGGCGCAAAAAUGCUUAGGUGCUGCGCCAAAGCCGUAUAAUGUCUCGGAAAACCCUGAACAAAACGGAAAAAGUGCAGCUCUGCAUCACUUUUUUUCUCUUUUAGUGAGUGUAGACAGCGGUGAGUGUGUUUCUUCCACACCAGUGUGGUUACAAAGGUCAAGAUUAAGCAUCCCUCUGGGAGUGUGUGACACCACCGUGAGUCUUCAAGCCCUUAGCCCACCUAAUGCCUGAUCUACUAUGACCAUGUUUUACUGUCCAGGUUGGUUAUAAGGCCGGACAAUAAUACCAGACCUGGCUACUGUUCUCUGAUCAUUACCAUAUGGGGAGCACUAUUGCAGCUGAAACCCCUUUCUGUGUCCGUUUCCUCUCAAACAGUCCUGACAUGCUGAAUAAUCCCAUGACUCCCAGUAAAUUCUCUCCUGUGGCCAGCACAACGCAAUGCCGCCAGGGGAGGCAGCUUGGACACUGCUGUUGUGAGGUGUAUGUCCCAUUAAGUGAUAAAUAUAGCAUGUCAUUAUUUCAAAUAUCAUUUAGAUCGUGUGUAUCUAGUAGGACUUAAAUGUUUAUUGGUCCCUACCAUAUGGAGGAGCAGGAAUGUUAUUGGAGUAUACACAACUUACAAGUUUCUCAAAACAGUAAAGUAAAAAUGGAGUUAUACCUACUGUAUAUUAACCUUAAAAAAAUAAAAUAAUAACCCUCACCCUAAUACUAUCGUGCAACACCAAUCAUUCACCCCUAUCCACCAACUGGUAGGGGAAUUUUAAGAAGUUAAAAAAACUGAAAAUAUGCACUAUUACCAAUCACAUGACAUCGUUCACCAGUGAUGAUGAUCUGGCAGUGAACAAAGCUGAGGGAAUAUUGUGACUAGUUUGGCUGACCAGCCUGUGCACAUUGUAACAAUGGAAGCCAAAUGUUGUGUUUCUUUUUGGUUGCAAAUGGUCAGUUUGUUGUCUUUAAACACACUCAGUUACAUGUUAGAGUACAGUUCCAGUUUAAGUGCACGUUAACAAUAGCACAGUUACGAAACAGUACCAAGCCACAUCAGUUGGGUGUUACAACGUAGCAGGUAAGAGAUCAAAUACAAACCAGGAAGCUCAGUCUGAAGGUUUAUUUAACACAAAGAAACCACUGGGGGUAGUCAUUUCAAGCCUGUACAGUACAACACCGGAACAUUACAGUAACAAUGUUACAGUGUCUCUUACAUCUCAUUGCCAACAACAAUGUAGCACAAAGCUACAAGCUACAUGCUACAGUCCACCUGGAUAGUGCUCUUGUACAUAUUGUUGCUGGCAAAUAAAUACAUCUGAUCUCUUCAUCAUAUUGCAACAUGCUGCCCCGUAAGUUUAGCCAGGACCAACUUUUCUGCCACACUGGGUAACAGCUUUUAUGGGACCUUCUGCAGAGGCAUUCCCACUGCACCAACACUGUAGUCUACUUUACAGUUGGUGGACGUAUUACUGGCGACCAAGUGCAGUGUUGACGUUGGUGCAAUUUGGACAUGCCAAACCAAGCAAUUGGCUUUCUCUGAACGGGAUGGCAGCCCGAAUGGCCACGCCCCAAGUGAAAAGGCCUAUUGUCUUCUUCUACUUGGGCACCCUGUCUCAAUACGGUCCUUUUCAGAGAGGAAGUUACCUAGAAAGGGGGGAAAUAAUUCUGAAUAUUUCAUAUUUGUGUCAGAGCUAAAUUAAUUUUCUCAUUUUCUGCUACUAAGGUGAAUGUUGUAUUUAUUUAUUUUUUUCAAUUUCCCAUGUUUGGCCCUUGCAUGCAAAGCACUUCUAUAAAGUUUAUGUUUAUCGUUGGAGAUGUCGCUGUGUAAUUACCAUUUACAUUUCUUGUGUUAUACUGUUGAAAAUCAUCACUUCUUCUAAAUCAGAUUCUGGUUAUCACUCAUGGAACAACCACUUACAGAUUUUGGUCUCAAAGGUGCUACAUAUUUCAUGUAGUUCACAUUUUGUGCCACUAGUCUUAAUUCUGACAAAACGGUAAUUUGCUAUACGUCCUUCUCAUUUGGUUACAGGAUUUAACCCGCUCAAUCACAAGUCAUUUGGGUUUGAUAUAUCAAAGUUCAAACACCACACAGAGCACCUUUGAGAAAACACUCUGCAGUACAGUUUUUAACUUGUGUCAACGUUGUUCUCUUUUCCCUCCUGAAGCAAAGCUAAGCCGCCGCCUCAGAUCUCCCCUAGCAAGUCCAGUGGAGGAGAGUUCUGUGUGGCCGCCAUCUUUGCCUCGCCUCGCUCCUGGUUCAUCACCAACCCUAACAUGAAGAGAGAGAAAGAUCAGGCCAGGCAGUCUGUUGUCGACUCGCUGUACAUCAUCAGUUGCUAUGGUAACUUGGUGGAGCAUGUCCUGGAGCCACGGCCAAUUAGCACUGCUCAAAAGAUUAGUGAUGACACACCUUUGGAGCUCAGCACCUGUCCAAGGGCCUGCUGGACUCUAGCCAGGACUCCACAAUGGAAUGAGCUGCAGCCACCCUUCAACUCCAACCACCCCUUGGUGUUGGCCUCAGACCUGGUGCAGUACUAUCAGUAUCUUCUGGCUGCGAUGCCCCCAGGAAGUCCAGGCCCGAUCACCCGCCACGAGUCGUCAGACAGCCUGGCAUCAGACCACAGUGGGCAGGAGGAUGAGGAGUGGCUCUCUCAGGUGGAAAUUGUGACCCAUACAGGGCCUCAUCGGCGACUGUGGAUGGGCCCCCAGUUCCAGUUUAAGACCCUUCACCCUUCAGGCCAGACCACAGUCAUCUCCUCCUCAUCCUCAGUGCUUCAGUCCCAGGGCCCCACUGAUGUCCAACAGCCACUGUUGGACUUUGACACAGACGACUUGGACCUACACAGCCUGAGAAUCCAGCCGGUACGUUCAGAGCCAGUCAGCAUGCCCGGCUCAUCACGGCUGGUGGCAGAUCGUAGAGGGCAGUCCAACCUCAUGGACACAGGAUCAGGUAGGAAUAUUUUUGGCUUCUCUCUGGUGUAUUUGAAUACAACCUCAUUACAUUGCUUCCUCUAUUUCAUCCUUCUCCUACCUGUUUCAAUUAGAUGUAGUUCAUUCUACUCCAUCUACCUUACUGCAGUCUCUCAUUGUCUGAAGGUGGUGUAUCCCAUUAAUCACAAUGUGGUGCUGUCUACGUGGUCCAUGUUUAGGUAUAUCUACAUUCACAGUCAACACGACACAUUUUCAAAAAAAGACAGUGUGUAAGACACUAGUAGCAGGUAGCAGUCGAUGCCGUUCUUUUCCUACUUGACAUUUACACUUCCUGUAUUGACCUCUCUCAACCACGUCGACUGACAACUGAAGUCUCAGUGUUACAAUACUGUUUAAUGAGGCAAUGGAAAAGAAAACUAAAUUGUCUAAAUGUGCCUGAUUACAGUUAAUAAUAAUAAAUAAUGAUACAUUUUAUUUGUAUAGCGCUUUAAAAGGUACUCAAAGACACUUUACAUGGUAAAAACAGAAACAAUAGAAGAUGACAUCAUAAUAGUAAGGAACAACACGAAAAAAAGUACGAUGAUGUACGAGUUGUACCAUCUUACCUGCUUCACAUGUUCUAACCCCCCAUGUUCUUCCCUGAUUGGAAGGACUUAAGUUACCUUGGGAAAGGGAUGCAGAGGGAGUGACAUUGUAAAGACUUUAAAACUGCAAAUGUUGUCAUCAUCAAAUAUUCUACGAUGAUUUCCCAUCUGAGAGGUCGUUAAGAGAUGUGGUGAAUGACUUGUUUCGAGGUUGUAGCUAAAGGAUGUCCGCUCCGCUGAAAUCGCAGCGCAGACGAUAUAUAUGAGUCAACUCUAAAAUAGUUCAAAAAUUACAUUUUUGCUUUUCAGCUACGUAUAAUUACCUUAUUAUUCACUCUGUUAUUUAAUACUCAGUCCUCUUGCUUUGUAUAAUGCUGAUAUCUUAUUAGUCAGCAUGAUAUCUACUAAGGACCUCGUAUUGGGAAUACUAAGCUGUGUGGGAAAUCUCACAAUUCCUGUUGUGUGCUGAUUUGCCCUGUGUCAGCGAAAUGUUGUUAAAAUGUACAUUAACAUCCCAGCGUCACACAACAUCCUCCAACAUGUGUAAUUUGUCAUAAUUGUAUCAAACAUGCUUGAUAAUACAUUAGCAGUGUUCCUACUUAGAAAUGAACAUUUGUAUUGGAAAACAAUAAUCUAUAAUUAUAAUUUAUUCAUAUCCUGAGCAUAUUACUGCCUACUCUAACUACUAUUUCAUGUACUCUGUUGACAACCUGAGUUCAAUGGUAAAGGGUUUUCCCUUGCUGUUGUCUAACACCAGCAAAAUCGCAUCCGAGUGGAUUAUAAGUAAUCAGUCUUUUAGCCAUUCAGCAGCUUUGCUGCGUCCCACCAUGCACAGCUGUGAGUGUUGCACCGCAUCCAUGUUGUUUUCCUUCCUAUCGUUGUGUGCUUGGUGCCCUUAUUCUGUAAUUAGAUAGACUGCGAUUGUUUGAAUAGGCCUGUAAAGUCUAUCAGCCAUCGAAUACGAUUGAUUUAGUUUCAAGUGAUUUUGAUGUCCCUCUACAUGUCUCCUUUAAUCUGGUUACGAUGUUAGGCUAAUCCAAUCACACACAGAUGAGAGGAUUUCCCCUUCAAAAUAUGUCUUUUACUCUCAAAGUAUAAUGCUGUUACAUGGGUCUUGUGAGUGUGCGUGUUUGUAUGUGUGUGUGUGUGUGUGUGUGUAUGUGUGUGGGGAUUAUGCCUGGUAUUUGCUGCCAGUGUGGGUGAGGGAACCAUCACUUAUUGCGUGACAUUAUAUCCUGUUGCCUUUUGUUUGAUAAAAGAGAUACAGGAGUGUCUGUGGCGUCUGUGGCAUUAUCUGCUGUGUCUUGAGACAGAGACUUCACCCAUCUGAUCUGACAGAUAGCCACCCCUGGCUUUUUUUCACUCGGGUGUCAACAAAUAUUUACAGCUUGUGUCACAAAAAGGUGUGUCACAAAUAGUUUCACAUAUCUGGUAGGAUGUUUUUCUUCGCACCCUUGCUCUGCUUUUCAACACAUACCAAGAGGUGCUUUGCAGCACACACAACUGUAAAAAUGCACAUGAACGUAGAUAUGGUUUGUUUGCCACCUUUGUUAUUUUCAACUGAACACUGACUAGUUUGGACAUAGAUUGUAUAUAAGAUGGACGACAUGUCAGACUUAUAUACAUAGACUGUAUAAAUUGUUAGCUAGCUUAGCAACAUCUACAUUGACAGUAAGAUUCAGUGUCAGUAGACACGCAGAUGACGUUUCUGUAACAUGAAUCGUGAGUCUGUGUCAUAAAACAUGCAUCAAUUUGAGCAGAAAUGUAUUUAUAGAGAUAUUAUGGUUAGCUGUUGUAGCAUUCUAGCCAAACAGCUACCGUGGUGCUAACAUCGGUUAAGCAGCUUGGUGGCUUCAACACUAACCAGCUGUGCUGUGCUUCAAUUGGGUCGGUGAGGUGUAUGGAAAUAAAUCAUAAAUUGAGAGGUGGAAGAUUGGUUUUGGAUGCUGCCUGAUACACAACAUCAGCGUAAUCUAAUAUGGGUUAAAUGAGAUGCAAUGCAAGUUUCUUUCUAACAGUCAAUGAAAAGCAGUUUCUGGAUCGGGAAAGGACACCAAUAGUUCAUUUCAUCCACGAUGUAAUUACUAUGGCAUGUCCAUUUAAGUUCAGAGUCAGACUGAAUGCCCAGGUAUUUGGUGUGUUCAACAGUUUGCAGUGGCGUACCAUCAACUCAGGCUAUAACACAUGAGUACGCUUUAGAUUUAGAUGUAAUGCUUUAGUGUGAGGUUUAGUGUUAUUCACUAGUAAUUUAUAAGCUGCUAGCCGGUGUUGAAGGCUGCUAAAAUCAUUCUGCAAAGCUGAUUCAAUUUGUUUUAGAUGUGCAUAUUACCGUAUCAUCCACAUAAAGCUGAACACAACAUUCAGAACAAAUUGAGGAAAUAAAGUGGACCCAGAGUUGAGCCUCGAGGCACGCCUUGUUCUUGUACUAAUGUAUCAGAUGUGCUUCCUUGAAUGGCAACACAUUGUUUUUCAAAUACUUUUGCCACAAAACAAAUAACAGAAGUUCAAGUUCAUUGUCACCUUUCUGCAAGGCAGUGAUGUGUGAACAUUUUCAUGUGGCAGGUAUUUCACGAGUCGAUGAAUAGAUGUUAAAGAGUUCACAAAAAGGGGACAAAAGAAUGUGGGGCGAUUCAAUAGCAUCCAAGCCAGGACCACCACUCCCUCUUGGAUCAUUCAAGGCACUCUGGACCUCAACAAGUGUUAUCACUGCUUAAUGGAUGACAUAUUUAUUUAUUGCAGAACUGAUGUAAUAUAUGUGCCACAAAUUUAGGUUAUACAGUAUACUUAGUUAUUUGUUCUUUUCCAUGUGGGUUUUGAUAAGAUUUUUGUUUUCCAUAUUGAAAUAUGUCUCAAUAGAGACUAGAGGGUGUUCUAUGAGACUAGAGUGUGCUACUUCAAUAAUUAUAUAUAUGUUUUGUGUUUGUUAUCAGUUAUUGAAUAAAUAAAACUUAUAGCAAUAUAUAAUUGCAUUGUGCAUUUAUGAUUCAUUAAUAUUUCCAAGGCAGCGGUAAAGACUGACCAGUGGGAUCAAGUAGUUAAAUGUUUGCUCCCACUUUCACCAGUUAAAGUACAUCAUCAGGCCUACUCUUUCUUUCUCCUUCUUCUCUAUCUGUACCCUUCCGUCUGCCCAAAGUCGUAUUCGUGGUUCUUCUGUCUCCAGCCGUGUCCUCUGUGUUUUCAGUUUCUUUAAUAACUGGUUCAGAGCAGAGAGAGGCAGGAGGACAGAGCCAGGCGGAGGGAUGGAGGUGAUGCUUAUCAGUGUGCAUGUGUGUGUGCGUAAGGAGGGUUCAUUGUUGUGUCCUGCCACUGCCAUGGCGCCGCCUCUUAUCACACACGCACACACACACAUCACUUUUGUCUCACCCUGUGAGGAACAUGUCUGUGUGUGGCACAACUAUCCAAAAUAAGUUGAAAGUAGUUUUUUUUUUUUGAUUGAAGGAGACAAUUGAUACUCAAAUUAAAAUCAAAGUAUGUCCAUUGAUUUCCAGUUGUGCUAAUAAGAACACAGUGAUAACUGGCACAAAGUUGUUGAAUUGAGGUUGACACCUUUCUGAGAAUGUUGUAGCACUUUAGGUUUAACCAGUGGUGGGCCGUCAGGGCCAGCUAAGCCUUCUCUGCUGGCCUAAACACAAUCACAAAGUUUUUCAC